This is a messenger RNA of Chaetomium fimeti, 1446 nucleotides long. RefSeq lists its product as uncharacterized. NCBI's taxonomy places the organism in Eukaryota, Fungi, Ascomycota, Sordariomycetes, Sordariales, Chaetomiaceae. The transcript has 3 exons. Bases 1 to 1446 code for a protein of 481 amino acids. The record is from RefSeq and is a predicted model, not a curated record.
AUGUCCAUCGGCUUCACCAUUCCGGUUGUCAUGCUUUGCCACGGUCCCGUAUCCGACGCCCGCAGUAUCGGCAUGAUCGUUGUCUGCUUCGCGCUCAUGGGCCUACUCAACACCUUCUUUGCCUACUUCCUCACGUUUUCGAUCCAGUGCCUCAUGGUUCGCUACGACAAACAUUUCUGGGUGGACAAGCAUGCCGAUGCUGAAAAGGGGGCAGCGCGCAAGCCCGACAAAGCGCUAUGCGAGGGCUCUCCCACCAACAGCUCCUUGACGAUCGGUCUCGAUUCCUCCGCAGAGUCCUCCGAGACGGACGAGCCCACACCACAACACGCACCCAACCCACACGCACAAACCGACACCCCAUCCCUCCGAACCCACCUGCAGCUCUGGGCCCUCCGCAACCCCAUCCUCCUCCUCUGCUGGCUGCUCACCUUCACCAUCGGCCUGCCGCUCCGGUACCGCGCGGGCAAUGACGUCCCCCUCGCCACGCUCCUCCUCUUCUCCAGCUGGCUCACGACCCUCGCCAUCCAGGCGGCCAUCAAAUCCACACCGGCACGCCUCCCCGCCUGGCUGGGCACCGUGCUCGCGGGCGUGCUCAACCCGGUGCUGUGGACGUCGCUGGCCAUGGUGGCCUACGUCUUCGCCGACGCCGCCCUCAGCGGCCGCUCCCUGCCCGCCAUGCUCGCCACCCUCCAAACCCACACCCCGCUCUCCACCCUCAUCCUCCAAACCACAGUCACCACCACCACCAACCCCAACGCAACCACCCCAACCCCAACCCCGACCCCCGCGGCAGGCGACGUCGCCAUCACGCUCCUCAACGCCGGCCUCGUAGCGUGGGGCCUCAAACUCUACGCACACCGCGGGCGCGUGGUAUCGCGGGCGGGGCUGGCGUGCUGCGGGGUGUCGGCCGGGCUGGCGCUAGGCAACGCGGCGCUGGGGCCGGCGCUGGCGGGGCGGCGGUGGGGGCUCGGGGUAGGGCCGGAGGGGGCGGCGCUGGCCUUCGCGGCGCGCAGCGUCACCGUGGCGCUGGCGGGGCCCGUCAUGGGUCUGCUGGGCGGGGAUGUCGGGCUUAAUGCGGCUAUGGUGGUUGGGGGUGGGAUUGUGUACCAGAUGGGGUUGGGGCUGGGGGUCGGGCGGUGGUUGGAGAGGACGGGCACGGGUACGGGGGUGGAGACACAGACACAAACACAGACGGGCGGGGGCAGAGACCGUGAGGAGAGGGCGGCCGUAACAACACGGCGGAGGCCGAAUGACCCAAGGGUGGUUGCCGCCGGCGUCACCGUCGGCAUCAACGCCGCGGCUAUGGGCACGGCGUACUUGUAUGAGGCGCAGAGCGAGUCGGCGCCGUACGCUGCGCUGUCGAUGAUUGCGUUAGGGGUUAUGACGGUGGUGUUCUCGAGUAUUCCGCCGCUCGCGGGGUGGAUUGUAAAAAGUGUUGCAGAAUGA